Molecule: messenger RNA, 2727 nt
Organism: Armigeres subalbatus
Lineage: Eukaryota; Metazoa; Arthropoda; Insecta; Diptera; Culicidae
Product: A disintegrin and metalloproteinase with thrombospondin motifs adt-2-like
Exons: 7
Coding region: 196-2631 (811 amino acids)
Biological process (GO): proteolysis; extracellular matrix organization
Cellular component (GO): extracellular matrix
Molecular function (GO): metalloendopeptidase activity
Source: RefSeq, a predicted model, not a curated record
GACAUGCCAAUUGCUACUGGUUUUUGUGGUAAUGUCAACUUUUGGGGUUGCAUGACGGUAAACCCCGUGCGUACUUACUGGACGAAAGUAUAUAAUUGUUGAAACGCUUACUGCUCGGAGACAGUUUCGGAUGACGGUUGAUUAGUACCAGUUCGAUGUUCGCAGUACGUACGAGCUUGCGUGAACAAUAUGUGAAUGAAGCCAUGUGAUAAAAUGCCUAUUUCAAAAACAUUGAGAAUUUUAGUUAUCAUAGUGAGCCUGACAGUGAACACAGUGCAGUCUUGGGAAUUCAACGAUUUACCGCAUUUGAUGAACGAACAUGAAUUGAAUUACUAUUUUGGCAGUGACCACCGUGAAGAGCUUCCUCUGUUCGAAUUGUUCUCCGCCAGGGGUGAGCCACUGUUCAAGGCAAGUGAAAAGCAAAACGUGGUGCUAAAAGUGCCGUUCCAGAACAACGAGUUUAAUCUGCAUCUGAAAACACGGACGAACCUGGUGACGAGCAAGACGCGGUUUGUUACGCGUCAUGAGAAUGGGACCUCGCGUGAAUAUCUCCAUCGGUCGACGAAUGAUUGUCACUAUCUGCACGUGGAUCAUGAGUCAUCUGCUGCUGUUACUAGUUGCGAUUUUCAAAAUUUCCACGGCAUCGUCUUCCUCCCGAACCAAACAUUAGAAAUACAGCCCCUGAACAGCCGUCUGCGCAAUCUCAUCCCACAGCUCAGCCACUUCAUCGUCGAGUCGCAAAACCUCCAUCUAGUCAAAAAGGCGACUCUCAAGGAUGUAAUUUUCGCGGAGGACCUAAUCAAUCGGAAAAACUUGCUAGCCAUCACCAACCGAUCGGGCAUCCAUCUGCUCGGCGACACCCUGAACGAGAAAAACUACACACUGGACGAUCUCGAAGAGUUGGAAGAUUUCGACGAACCGGACAACAGCUUCGGCGGUGCGACUAGACUUCGCAAAUUGACCAUCGAGUUGGGGCUGUUCUUUGAUGAAGCCGCGUACCGAAUUUUCGCGCCACACUUCGAUAACAAUGAUCUCAAACUGAAAGACUUCAUCCUGGCCUACGUGAAUGCAAUUCAAGCGCUUUAUCACCAUCCCUCGCUGGGAACGCCCGUUGACAUUACGGUGGUGUAUUUGGAGAUAAUGAAACGGCAACCGGACGACAUGCCGCACCACAGAGGAGAACGGGAGUCGCUGCUGGAUUCGUUCUGUUUGUAUCAAAAUAAAUUGAACAAAGGCGACGACAGCGAUGCCAAUCAUUGGGACUUGGCGCUGUACGUGUCUGGGUUGGAUUUUUAUGCGAUCGAGGACGGCCGGCGGAACGGGGUGACAAUGGGUCUGGCAACGGUUGGUGGGAUCUGCCUGGGAAAGUACUCCUGCGUAAUUGCAGAGUUCGGUACGACGAGCAUUUUCGGGAAGCCUUAUCCAUCCGCCGGAUUCACUUCCGUUUAUGUGGCAGCACAUGAAAUUGGGCACAGUUUAGGCAUGCAUCAUGAUUCGGCAGGCAACAUUUGUGCCAAGGACGGAUACGUGAUGUCGCCGUCGAGAGGGACGCAAGGUGAAACCACGUGGUCAAGUUGCAGUGCGGCAGCAAUUCGGGAGCUGGCUUGGGCGGAUUGCUUGUUCGAUGCACCUUUGAAGACGAAAAAGGAAUUAGAUGCUUGGAAAUACCAAGGAUAUCCUGGUCAAGUGUUCACGUCAAAAAAGCAGUGCGAGGUAUUGUUGAUUGACAACGAUGCCAUGGCUGCUCCCACUUCUGGGUUGGAACGAAUUUGCCAAAACCUGCAAUGUCGAACUCCCCAUCGCACCGGAUUCUAUUUCGCCGGACCAGCAUUGGAGGGCACAGACUGUGGUGAAAGUAAGUGGUGUGUUGGAGGAAGUUGUGUGAAACAAAAGAAAAAGCCCACCACCGUCGUUAGGGGAGGUUGGAGCGAGUGGAUGACUGGUGAUUGUAACUCUGGGUGCUUGGCCCAAUCGAGAGGCUUUCAGCAACGCACUCGAAGUUGCAACAAUCCGAAACCAAUCAAUACAGAUGCUGGGUGUGAAGGAAGCGCAUACGACGUGGCAAUUUGCGAUGACCAAAAACUUUGCUCGAACAAACGACAGCCUAUUGAAAUUUACGCGAGUAUUAAAUGUCGAGAAUUUAGUAAGCUUCUAAACAGAUUGGAUCAAGCUGGGCUCGGAUUGCAAGGUCCGUAUGAUGGGCAUCGUCUCUGGAUGAGUUGUGCCAUCUAUUGUAAACGGGCAGACAGUGAUGCGUACUACGCACCACGCUUCGAUUUGAAUGACCUUGGAGUUGACGCGUACUUUCCCGAUGGAACCAAAUGCUACUCCGACGGUUCAACCAAUUAUUAUUGCCAACAACAUCAUUGUCUUCCUGAACAUUUUAAAGCAUCUAAAAUAUCGAUUUGGGCCCUGACUGAGGACAUACCCAUCCCGGGCAAUGCCCUGCCAAUUAGGACGCACUUCCUGGAUAAAGAACUGUCCAACUAUCUGUCGAUUGAUCGCAACCGUAAACCACUGCUGCAGCACUGGAACUAUCGCCCGAUUCAUCACCAAGACGACGGCGAAUGGCCGGAUCAUGAUUACCUGGAACUACCGGAAGAUGUUAAGAGGGCAGCCCACCGUUACUGAACUUGUGUUUGUUUCAUUCUGUCCAUCGACCGUUCAGCACUGUCGCGUGAUAAAAAUCGCAAGCUAGGUUCAAUAAAGUAACACAAAAGAUAAAUA